GAACUUGAUCAUAGCUGCGGAUAGCGCAUCGCGCAUUUUUUGUUAAGAGGUUUCUAUUUAGAAAGUUCCGCUUUUAUUGACCCAACCCAUGGAUUUUUAUGAUGCAGUGCAUCGCCGCUUCACACUGUGUAGCCGACACAGCCCCCCUUCCACUCAGUCCCGCUGUUUGUCUUCUAUACGUACUUGGUGAUUUCUCAGGCCAAAUGAAUUUCGCUUUUUUGGAAGCUUUUUACUUUCUUAGUUACUUGCUGUUGUGUAUACCUCGAUGAUGUUCAUAUCAUCUUCUAAUAACGCGGAACCCUACAACGACGAUUCCCAGAGCGCAGAAUCCUUCGAUGCUGUUGGUCAUGACUUUGGGGAUCAUGACGGCACUUUAGACUCUUCCCUGCCUAGUCAUACAGUGGCAUCUGGUUUUGAUGCAUCUACCACCUCAUUGCCCUGUCCUAUUUGCGGAGACCGCGUUUCCGGUUACCACUACGGUUUACCUACCUGUGAGUCUUGCAAAGGAUUUUUUAAACGGACGGUGCAAAACAGGAAAGAAUAUCAUUGUACGGAGCAUGGAAAUUGCACAAUUGAUCGCGUUCAUCGAAAGCGAUGUGCAUAUUGUCGGUUUCAGAAAUGUCUCACCGUGGGAAUGCGUGUGGAUGCGGUACGCAAAGAUCGUAUGCGCGGUGGUAGAAGCCGACGAGGCAGGACAACAUAUCAAUCCAAUGAAAUUGACUCUAUUCAAUCUGGUGAUUUCACUGACUUCUCAGCUUCGCCUGGAAUGAAUAGAAGAAAUUCUGCGAGCGAUUUAUCUGACAACAUGACCACCACCGCGCCUCAUUUGGCACCCGCCACCUCAAUCCCACUGUUUGGUUCUCUUGGUUUGGAAACGCAACUCACCAAUCCACAUUUCAGCCACGCGAAGCCUACUUCGGAUGAACAGCAUCAUCUUUCCGCUUACGCAACACGUUUAUGCGAUUACCCACUUUCGAGAAGGAUUCCUCAGCCUGUGACACAGUCUCAUUUGUCGCCUGUUAGCUCACCGGAACAGCAAAAGCCAUCGUCUACCGCUGCUAGUAGUCCUCCCAUAUCGUUAAAGGACACGACGGCCUCCAGUCAGCGCUGGACUCCCACCGCCAUGGCCUUGGCAGCAGCCGUUGCCGUUGUUGCUGCUUCCACCCCAGCAUCAACUCAGGUUCCUUCACAAACUUCAGUGAAUCCACCCAGCUGCACGAGUGUGUCGGACAUGGCAAUAAAGUUGGAGUGCACGACCCCUCACACUCAAUCAUCUGGCCCCACUUCGGCCAUCUGCGCCCCACGUGAAAUGGCGGGGGAUUCUGCCCCUGCGCAUCUAUUAGACCAGUCAUCCACAAAGCGAUUCCGGAUUGGCGGCUCUGAAUAUCUUUUCCCACACAGUCUGGAUCUUGCUACCUCGAAUUCCGAUCGUCCUUUGCACUCCUUAGGAUCCACAAAUUAUCUGGAGCAUUCAGCAGCUUUGGGUUUCGGCCAAGUCUUAACUCACCUUGGUAAAUAUUCUGGCCAAAAUGAGUACUGGCCAUCUCCCCAGCAAGUUUUCUCGCACUCUGCUCAUACUGGCUACGGAUCAGAUACGCCUGGAGGUUUACACUCGCAAAAUGCUUCCUCCAGGCACUCAGCCACGGAGUAUCCCACUUUCACUCGCGUCCCACCAACUGACGUUCUGCCAACUACCAGUGCUUACUCAUCUCCUGCUCCUGUGCUCGAUUCGUAUCACGAGGUUCACGCGCUAUCCAAACGUCUGGUUUCCUCCACAAAUACGUAUUUGGCGCCUCAUUCUAAUUCAUCCUUGGACGCUUCUUCACUAUUGCCUCAAUCCGCUACUAUCAAUCGGUCAUGCAGCCAGCCACUUAACGAGGCCUUUCGAUUUCAAUCAACAUCCUUUAAUCUUCCACACAGUUUCCCACAAGCACUCAAACCUACUUUGAUUACGACUUCGUUGGCGCCGUUCAACACCGACUGCCAGCAUGUGAAUCACCGUGAUCCACUCACUUUGGGAUUGGUCCCCGGUGUUGGCGGGAAUAGUGUGCUCUCGGAUGCGACUCUGUUCACUGCCGGGCAUCGCAGCCGACCCGCAGAGAUUAGUACCAACACAGCCAGCAACAACAGCGCCAGUAAUCUAACCGACGGGAUGGCAGUGCCGGAUCAUGGUGGUGAAAGUGGUCCUAAUAGAGACCGCACUCGAAGUAGAGGUAAUCCGUUCAGUGCAACAGUUGAUGCUGGCUGCUGUGAGGAAUCGGGCGUCGCGACAGAUUACGAAGAUGACGAUGAUGGUGACGAGGGUUCUUCAUUCGAUGACGAAGAAAGUGAUGGGUCUAUCGAUGAAUUCGCCCUAAUAUCAGUCUCCACCGAUUCACAACCGUUCCCAACUGAGGAGAAUGGAAAAUCGACCUCACAUUCUUCCUAUCCGUCAAUAGCGGAUUCCCGCGGCAACCAUGGCAUGCGGAAAGUUUCACUCGAUCUGACUCAACUUUUCGCUGUCGCUGCUGAUCACGAUCAGAAACUAGGCGAACUCAUACAACAAUUCAUCCCACAAAUAAAAAUGCAUUUAACUGAGCUACACCACGCCCGGCGAUUUGUACACGAAAAAACGAACGAUCUACUAACCGAUGCUGCGCCUUUUCCAUCUAACGGCGCACCAUUGGGCCACUUUGUCAAGCAUGAACCUGACUCAGGUACCUCCGAUUCCAAGUUGUCUACACCGGAACAGACAUACGCCACCGAUGGGGCCGUCGCAGAUUCCAUUAGCAGUACAACUCCACAGACUACGCUGGCGUCUUUUGGUUUUGGUAAUCUCUGUCCUGGCUCAUCCUCUCGAUCCUACCUGGAGCAGCUGGGAUCCACCGGCCCUAGUGGGACUGGCACGUCCAUCGCACCUGAGCGAUUAUCCCCACCUGCCGCAGAGUACCUCUUAUGCUCCUUAUGUUGUCUCUUGGAGAACUGCUUAUUUCAUCUAGUCGACUGGAUGGGUCAAACGGAAUUGUUCAAAGUUAUACCAGUCAAGGACAAAAUGCAGCUGCUAAACAGCAGUUGGAGCGAAAUUGUCCUGCUUGAGUAUCUACACUGUUAUCUUCUUCACUGCCACGACAAUGGUGAUCCAAGCCAGACAAGCCACAGUGUUGAUCAUCCGUCUAUUCGAACAGGCUGGACAUCACCUCGAGCUCAGGAUGCUCCACACUCCAACUCUUCACCCGGCGUGGCAUCCAGUCUCCCACAUUCAGUAUCCAGGGAAGUAUGUGAUCUGAUGGAUUCUACACUCGAAUGGUUCCUUGGAGAGUCGGAAUUCCGUCGAAAGCUGGAUGAUUUGAUGAUGCAGUUUGAGCGUUUGAAAUUGAGUCAGCAAGAAUUUACCUGCUUGAAAUUUCUCGCACUUUUCAAUCCGGCUAAGCAUGAUAUGUCACUCAAUUUCAGCCAAUCCUACGUUAUCAGCGUGCAGGGCAAGCUCUGUCGCUUCUUACUUCGCCAAUCUCGACGCAUCUCGCGUGCACUUGUCUGUACUUCAUCACAGAAUGUCAGUGCAUCUUCUUACUGGACUUUGGCCUCAUCUAGUCUUCAAUCUUCCAUGGGCGUCAGUGCGCUUCAUUGCACCGCGACAGACAGAUUUGCAAAACUUUUGCUGCAGUUGGCGGAAGUGAAAUACCUUGCUUUUCAGCUGGAAAGUUUCCUUCUGACUCGAUAUCGAACAGGGAAAAUUCCCCACGAGAGUUUGCUCACUGAAAUGUUGCUCACCAAGCGGUCUCGCCCCCUUAUCGUCACCUAUACUCACACACAUCCAUCGAACGGAACCGAUCUUGGUCCACCAGCCACCACCACGAAACCGACAACAGCCCCCAUGUCCUCAGGUCCUUUGGCUAAUCUCUCUGCCUCAGCCAAUCAGUACUCCUCCGUGGAUCCCAAUUCCCUCGCUCACCUGUGUCCUUCUGCUACUCCCUUAGGCUGCUCCAGCACUGACACUCGAUUACCCCACUUAUCUGCCCCAUUUAGUUCAUUUGAUGAUUCUGUUAUCCCAACCUCUGUGCUCUCGUGAAUCUUCGCAGACGCUUGUUUGCGCCAUCACUGCUGCCUUACUCCGCGUUGACCAUCAGGGACAUCCACCACUCUUCCUCUUAUAGAUUUGGUUCCAACCGAUGGAAACCAUGUUCCCCUUCUUCUUGGCCGGUAGUCUUCCUCCUAGUCAUCAUCUACGUCGGACCAAUGUCACCUCUUUUACGCACUCCUCGGCUGUGACUGAUCAUUCAUUCAAACGCACAUCGUUUGCUACUACGCGGCCGUUCUACUCAGCUACUAUCCCUCUGCUCCUGCGUAUGUCCGUCCGUAUUCGUGAGAUCGACACAUUAUUACUCAGCUCUCUGGGCAAUCUACCUCACUCCUCUUCCAACCAUUUUGCUCUUCGUCUUGAGGACUCUUACAUUCGCACCCCGAUUUGCCUUGUAUGCUUUUUUAAAUGAUUCCUUCACAUUUACUCUGGUUUCUUCAUCCAGAUCCAAGCUGAUCCCACAGAUUUUACAUUCAGCCGUCCUUGGAACGUGUACAAAGCAUGCUUUUAUAUAUCUUUGUUGCCGCUGGUUGUUGUCAAACCUUUGACGGUACACCGAUCAGGUUUUCCUUGUCGAUGCGUUCGGGGUAUUUUUUUGGCCUUUCCUUUGUGACCUCAGGUGUUUCACUCUCCUUUUUACGCCAGCAACGUAGUAUCGGUACAUUUAACCGCACUACAUCCUACUGCAAACACUCUAGACACAUUCGCUCAGAAAUUGCUUGGCAUUCCAUGCAUUUAUUCAAUUACCCUCCUUCUCACCCACCUUUCGCCACUAGUUCUGAUAUCAAAUCGUUGUCACCUCCAACUAAAAUGCAUGUUCUUUCGAUUUGUGCACAGUUUUGGUGAGCAUCUGUAAAAUACGGUCUGUCUGUCAAGCGCAUUACUAUCACUCCUAACUGACAAGAUGCCUUUCAAUUUGGUCUUCUUAUUCAUCGAAUUAUCGGCUGCGUUUAUGUGUCAUACUGAGGGAAAACACUCGAAUUUACUUCUUUGAUUUUUACUACUUCUGUGCAUUUUGAUCCCCUCGUAGUUGGCUAAAGCGAUUCAAAACUUCACUUACUACCUUUCUAUUGCGGAACCCACAAAUACUUUAAGCCUAUGCAAUUGGUGCUUAUGCCUUGCUUGUUGCUGUUGCAUUAUCAAUGAUCGCUUACUGUUGUUUCAAUACUCUCAGAUGGGAAGCAUCCAUUGUACUAUAUCUCUGUGCACAACCACGAUGCCACACUGCCGUCCCAAUACUUUCUUCUCUCUAACUCCAUCGAGAUCCUCCUUCAUGGCAGCUUCAUGUUUUCCACAGCCCGCUCCAUGGCGUCUCACCACCCAGUUUUCUUAGGGCCCUCUUGUUUUCUUUAUUUUACCGAUAUCAAAAAGUAGCACAUCGUCCUCACCUUCAACCCUUACCAUGUACCUGCUGUCGCUUCUGUCACUCUAUGACAGCCCUCUCACUUGCCUUGUGCCAAUGUGACUCGAAAUACAAGCACAUUUUUCGACUCACUGGUUUCAA
Molecule: messenger RNA, 5561 nt
Organism: Dicrocoelium dendriticum
Lineage: Eukaryota; Metazoa; Platyhelminthes; Trematoda; Plagiorchiida; Dicrocoeliidae
Source: the annotation of a GenBank genome assembly